ACCUCUGUUAUAUGAGUCUUAUCUAAAGAGCAGAGACCACUGAUAAGAUGCUCUCCUAAGUGUCCUUUCAAAGCCUCUCAUUCAUCCUUGACCGCUCCAGUUAUCUAAGGUCAAGAAUAAAGCAUGUUUGAAGCACCAGUUGGAGUCCAGAGUGUCUUCUGUGUCUUCUUUAAAUGUAAAAUCCACCAUGGUUUCUCUUUCCUGUUUUCCCUACAUUUUCCUGUUCCUGUUGGUCACAAAUACAUGACUGUGAAAUUCUCUCUUUAUAUAUCUGGGUGGAUGUCAGAGUGGAGGUCAGCCAUGGUCAGGCAUCUGGAGCUGGUAGGGUUAAAGACAGUAGCAGUUUGAACCCUCAACCUUCUGCUCAGUAACCCAGAGCCUCAACCGUAGAACCACUUAGACCUAGUAUUUUGGGUGAAAUAAACCAAUAAAACCAUAACCCAUUUAUUAGUAAGUACGAUUUGGGUGGAACAAACCUUCAAAAUUAUUGGCACUUGGACAGAAGAUAAUAUUUUAGAUGGAAUAAACCUUUAAAUUUAUAACUUUUUCGUUAGAAAGUAACUUUUGGUUGGAAUAAACCAUUAAAACUGUAAGUCGUGUAGAAACUCGUGUUUUUGGUGGAACAGGCCUUUAAAACCUUACUUAUCUAGACAGGACGUAGUAUUCUGGGUGGAAUAAACUUUUAAAAUUUAAAAUACGUUGACAGAAAAUAGUAUUUUGGUAAAAUAAACCUUCAAAACUGCAUGAACCACGACAAAAAAUAGUAUUUUAUGUGGAAUAAAACUGUAAAGGGCUAAAUCGUACAUUUUUAAUCCAGUAUUUUGACCGUUUGCGCUGUUUUGACAAAUAAAGUUCCUUAAACGGCGACUUCCUUAUACGCAGGGGUUACGUUGCCAUGGCAACACCGUUAGUAGGACACCAUAGCAACGGCGGCUGUAAACUAAAAUGUCCUCCUCAGAAGACAAGAACAAGAAGAGGACUCUGGUUCUGAGGCCCUCCUCCAGGGCGGGAAACGUCUCCGUGUCCGGCCGGUAUGGAAACCAGAGCUCCAGAACCGGCAGCAGGAAGAGCCUCAGUCUGGGAGGAGGCAGCAAAGUCCUGGACAAGAGCCACGUCCACAUUCCCAGACCUGCUGUCCGGGUGUUUGAUGAAGACAACAACGUCGUCACUCCUCAGCCGCUGUACCAGGCUGAUCCUGGAACAGCUCAGGCCAAAGGAAGCAGGUUCUUUAUGAAUGAAAUCUCUGGAGGAUCAGACCAGACCACAGCCACGGGGAGCUUUACCAUGCCCUUCUCCAAGCCAGUAUUUGGCAGCAGUAGAAUAUCCAGCCAGUCUACCAUAGAGUCGGUGAAUGAGGAGAUAGAGGACACAUUCUCUAAACGUGACCAGCCAAUCAGCAUCCCAGAUGUGAAGCUGAAAAAGAGCACAGUGAAAGAACCGGUGACAGAAGAAAUGUUGAAGGAGAUCAUAGACGUCUUCCUCACAGAGACAGACACCAUCUCACUGCUGGACAUACCCAGCGCCUUUGUCUCAGUGGAUGCUGAUGAGGCCGACGCUGUCAUAGAAAGAAACAACCAGUAUGCUGAGGUUUGCAGGAACAGGAUGGGUAACGAUAAAUACGUGAAUCGAUCUGUGCAGACGCUGAAUGGAGCAGCUAAACACAAACAUGUCCAGAGUGACAGCCUGGUCAUGGUGGACGCAGCUGUGACUGUUACCACCUGGGACAUGUUUGACACUCUAUGCAACCUUGAGCAGGAACAAACCAUCAGGAGCCCUCAGCCAGAGAAGACUGACUUCCCAGAAGCUGUUUUGGACUCCAGUAGAGCAGCAGAAAGAAGCAUGUCAGUGGGCAGCACAGUCAGUUCAGUCAGUGCUUCCAGCUCAGUAAAAGACGUAGAAUCAUCUGGAAACACAGCAAACACCGAGUCGGAGUUGCAGCUCAUCAUGCAGUCAGAGAGAUUCCAGCACAGCUUACUGGUGAUGGAGAGGAGCAUCCUGUCGAACAUCUUCCAACCUCAGCUGGCUGCUUACAGACAGCUGCUUGUACUAGAAGUGAUGUUUUCAGACCCAGACAGUCCGGUGGAGCAGAGAGAGGAGGAUACAGGAAGCUCUCCGUCUCCAUCCCUGCGGAGUCUCUGGGUUUUCAGCUGUAAGCUCAGCAGAGGACGUAGCAUCAGCAGCAUGGCCUGGAACAAGAAGAACCUGGACCUCCUGGCGGUGGGAUAUGGUCAGUUUAACUCCGGGGACCAGGAACCAGGUCUGGUGUGCUGCUGGUCCAUCAAAAACCCCACGUGGCCUGAACAUUUCAUCCACUGUGACAGUGCUGUGACCUGUCUGGAUUUCUCAGCCAACAGCCCCGGUCAGCUGGCGGUGGGGAUGCAUGACGGCAGCAUCACCAUCUACAACCUGCAGAGUCCAGACAAGUCCAGAGUCAUCAGCAGCCACGAAUGUCCAAAGAAACACCUGGGUCCGGUCUGCCAGCUCAGAUGGAUCCAGCAGGAGCUGAGUUUAACGGGGGAGGACAGGGCUGAAGCUCUCUUCUCUGUGGGGGCAGAUGGAAGAAUCUGCAAGUGGUUUGUCUUCGGCAGUGUCCUCAACUGUACAGACCUGAUGAUGCUGAAGAAGGUUACUACAAUGAAGAGGCCUGGAGGAAACAAGACGGAUAAGACCGAAGAGAAUGUUCUGUCUGUCCUGACUCCUGGUCUGUGUUUUGACUUCCAUCCAGCAGAACCCAGUAUCUACCUGGCCGGUGCAUGGGAGGGUCUCAUCCACAAGUGUUCCUGUUCCAACACUCAGGAGUUUCUGGAGACUUACCACAAACACUUUUGUCCUGUGAACUACAUCACAUGGAGUCCUCUCAGUCCUGAUGUGUUCCUCAGCUGUUCCUCUGACUGGACCAUCCAGCUGUGGAAGCAGGACCAGCUGAACCCCGUGUUGGGCUUCACCUCCACCAGGGGGGCCGUUUAUGAUGUCAGAUGGUCCCCAAAGUGGGCAACGGUUUUUGGAGCUGUUAAUGAACAACAGCUGGAGAUCUGGGACCUCAAGACGAGAAUUCUGGACCCGGUCAUUGUGCAACCUGCUGCCCCUGGAGUGACGAUGACGUCCCUGCUGUUUGUCCAACAGACGGACUGUGUUGUGGUCGGAGACAGCGAUGGACAAGUGACCAUCUACCAGCUCAAGAACCUCAGUGUGGGAGAAGGCAGCCAGGUGAAUGUUCUGGAAGACCUCCUGCGCUCUGCAGCUUCCAGAUAACUUCAAGAAACGGAUGGAUGUAUCCGUAGACUCAUCCAUAUAAGAAAUUAAAGCAUAUGUGUAGGUAGCAUAUAUAUAUAUAUAUAUAUA
Messenger RNA from Amphiprion ocellaris (clown anemonefish), 3342 nucleotides. It is a transcript of the gene dnai4, whose product is annotated as dynein axonemal intermediate chain 4. Gene Ontology annotation, molecular function: dynein heavy chain binding; dynein light chain binding. Bases 946 to 3252 code for a protein of 768 amino acids. The transcript has 17 exons. The record is from RefSeq and is a predicted model, not a curated record. Gene Ontology annotation, biological process: cilium movement. Lineage: Eukaryota; Metazoa; Chordata; Actinopteri; Pomacentridae. Gene Ontology annotation, cellular component: axonemal dynein complex.